UGGAAGGUGUGCGGAUAGCAGAACAGUGGCAGCAGGUAGGCUAGCUGCAGCAAACUAAAGACUGUCUUGUGUUGUGAGCAAUGUUCUGAGGGGCUUUUCUUCUUAUGAGGGGAGAGAAAAAAAUAGAGUUAUGUUACAAUAGUAAAAUAGAUCAUUUUGUCCAAGUGCAGGAAGUAGGAAGUUAAGGAGGGGAUGAAUCCGGAUCCAAGGGCAAUUAUAGGGAAACAUGAGUAUUUUAUGACUCUCGUUUCACUGCUACCAAAGAUUAGAUUAGAUUUUAUGGUCAUAUUGCCCCACCUCAGUGGACCCUUAAGGUCUAUUUAAAGGGGAAAACAGCUUCAGUUAAACUACUGCUUUUCAGAAAGCCAAGAUUUUGGGCUGGCACAGUCUAGUUUCAAUUUCCUCAAGGUGCAUUUGUUCUGAAUCCAUCCCUUAAGCGGUUGUUCCUGGUGAAUAAAACACACAAGACGAAACCAACUCAAGAACAGGGAGAUCUUCAUCCACAAAUAGUAAGGUUUAAAAAAAACAAAAUGGCCUACCUGGCACCUUUGAUUGAGGUUGGCGGAUCAGGUGGCAGUCCCUUUACUUUCACUGGUGAAAACAAUGGAGCCACACUGAAGAAGUUAUGGGUGUGGACUGGAGGGUGGCAAGUGAAGGCUGUGCAAGUGUGGCUGACCGAUGGUAAGGUCCGGAAAUUUGGAGAUGAAGCCGGAAAAUUUUUUGAGUUUGAAUUCGAAGACGGAGAGCAGAUUUCCUCUCUUACACUGUGGGAGAGCAAUGCUCGAAGACCCCGUCUUGGCGCCAUCAAGUUCAACACGGAUCGCUCAAGAGAAUUCUUCGCAAAAAUAACGGAUUCGGGACUCAAACCACCUCGUCAAAUUGAUGUUGGAUCUGGCAUUUGUUUGGGAGUUGUGGGGAGAUCAGGUUCAGACAUAGAUAGAAUGGGGUUCAAGUUCAUAAACACCAUCAAAUCAACUGAGCUGACCAAUGUCAAAUACCCCACCCUUCACCAGGUCCUUCCCCAGAUCGCUACAGAAGAAAUCAAGUCUAUCACUUACAAAAACAACACUAAUGCUACUCAGUCGUACACAGUUGAAACUUCCAAAACCAUAACAAAGAAAUCCUCCUGGUCUGUGAAAAACAAAAUGGAAUCAACUUUUAGCAUGAGUGUUCAAGCAGGAAUCCCAGGGAUUGUUGAGGUGUCCUCUAGUUUCGGCUUUACAACAGGAGUAGAAAGUUCUUAUGGCUUAGAGAACACAGAGGAGAGAACUGAGAGCUUUUCAUUUCCAGUUCAAGUUCCUCCUAAGAAAAGAGUAGAGGUUGACAUCACCAUUGGUAGAGCUACAGUGGAUCUUCCCUACACAGCAACAGUGGAGAUCACUUGUUACAAUGAUAGUGUUCUCAGGUUCAAUACCAGUGGAGAGUACAAUGGGGUCACUUACACUGAUGCACAAAUAGCUGUGAGAGAAAUAUAAGUUCUUCAAGCAUUAAACUUUGGUUUUGCUGAUUCAAAACGACAAAGAACUCCAGAUAUUUUCACAUUGUAUUUUAUCUAUCAAAUCAGCAUCUUUGAUUUUUAUUUUGUAUGCAAAUUCUUCAGUCAUUUGAUGCUAGAGCUAGUUCUGCAUUUAAAGUCUAGUGUCUUCUCACUCUGCCCUGAUAAUGACUGUAUUUCAAUCUCAGUUUAUUGUAGUAUUGAUUUAACUUUUUAUGUUUUAUUA
Molecule: messenger RNA, 1721 nt
Organism: Oryzias melastigma (Indian medaka)
Lineage: Eukaryota; Metazoa; Chordata; Actinopteri; Beloniformes; Adrianichthyidae
Product: aerolysin-like protein
Exons: 3
Coding region: 531-1475 (314 amino acids)
Cellular component (GO): extracellular region
Source: RefSeq, a predicted model, not a curated record